UGUUUAAGCAAGAUCCCUUCUGAAUCAGUGCUCUAUCCUAGAUCCAAAGUUCAGCUGCUCUGACACGAGCUGCACCUGUCACGAAGGGAACUGCUUGUCUCUAGCCUCAUGCUGCUGUGGUCACUGCUUCUGGCUCUUGCUCCUGUCGGAGUCCAUUCCGACUGGUUGAGCAUCAGCCUGCCACACCAUGCGUAUGAAGGAGACCAUGUGACUAUAAGCUGCACGGGGGAAAAGAACCAUGAUAUAAGGAGACUAAAGUACUUCAAGGAUGGAUCUCACAUAACUACUUACAGAAGUGCUUCGAGCUACACCAUUUCAAAUGCAAGAUUCAGUGACAGUGGCUCCUAUUUCUGUAAGGCAGAUAGGAAACUUUUCCUAUUCAUAGACGUAACAGAAGAAACAAGACAUGUAUGGCUUGAUAUCCGAGAGCUGUUUCCAGCACCAGGGCUGACAGUCAGCUCCCUGUAGCCCAUAGAGGGGAGGUCAAUGACCCUGUCCUGCAACACCUGGCUCCCUUCAGAUAGGGCAACGACCCAGUUACGCUAUUCCUUCUUCAAAGAUGGCCAAGCUCUGCAGUCGGGUGGGAGUUCACCAACAUUUACGAUCUCAGAAAUAUGGAAAGAAGACUCAGGAAAUUACUGGUGUGAGGCAAUGACAGCCUCUCACAGUGUCUCGAAGCAGAGUCGCAGAUCCUAUAUAGAUGUGGAGAGGAUCCCUGUGUCUCAAGUCUCCAUGGAGAUCCAGUCUCCAAGGGGCUGCGGAGUUGAAGGGCAGACACUGGUCCUUGUUUGCUCUGUGGCUAAAGGGACCGGGCUCAUAAUAUACUCCUGGCACAGAGAGGACACAGAGGAAAGCGUGGGGAGGAAAAGCCAGCGUUCCCAGAGAAUCGAGCUGGAGAUCACUACUGUCAGGGAAAGUGACGCAGGGGGUUACUACUGCACUGCUGACAACAGCUACGGCCUCGUCCAGAGUGCUGUAGUGAACAUCACAGUAAAAGUUCCAGUGUGGCACCCUCUCCUCUCCAUCAGUGUUCCUGGGGUGCUGCCCUUCAUUGGGGAUGUGGUGGAGCUUCAGUGUGAAGACAAGAGAGCAUCUCCUCCCGUUCUGUACCGGUUUUAUCAUGAAAAUAUCACUCUGGGCAACAUCUCAACACCUUCUGGAGGAAAAGCAUCCUUUAAGCUCACUCUGACUGCGGGACAUUCUGGGAACUACUCCUGUGAGGCUGACAAUGGCUGGGGGACAAAGCGCAGUGAGGUGGUACUACUCAGUGUCACAGAGCCCCCACCCAAAGUACGUCUAGUGAAUGGUCCCCACCGCUGUGAGGGACGUGUAGAGGUGGAACAGGAAGGUCGCUGGGGCACAGUGUGCGAUGAUGGCUGGGACAUGAAGGAUGUGGCUGUGGUAUGCCGAGAGCUAGGCUGUGGAGCAGCCAAGCACACACCUAUAGCCAUGUUGUAUCCACCAGUAGUCGAUGAAGCUCUGCCCGUGCUCAUCCAAGUAGCCCUGUGCAAUGGGACAGAAAAGACUCUGGCUGAAUGUGACCAGGUGGAGACCUUUGAUUGUGGACAUGAUGAAGAUGCUGGAGCUGUGUGUGAAGUGGUCUUGCCUAGCAUUUCCUGAAGAUCUAAUGAGACAACAUUGGACCUCUUAUUUUCUGCGUUUGGGCCUCACCAUCCUAAUAGUCUGUAGUUUCCACUGGACUUCAAAACUUCAUCUGUGACUCAUUUGACUUCAAGAGAACUCAAAAUGAUUCUGCUCUGAGCCAAUUCUGCUCUAAGUUCUAACAGCACUAAAGAAAGUCCAAGUUCCCAAGGCCCUGGAAGUCAAGUUUCUUCUAUAUUCCUCCUUGGGCAUAUGAAGAGGUGGGCACAAGUGAGAAUCACAUGUGCCUAGGCCUUCCGUCUGAUAUGAUAGAAUGUGGUCAAAUAAAGUACAUAUAGUAAAAUAAACUGUCAAUUAUUUCAUUUCUUGAUUUGGGAAGAAACUAGCUUUUAAAAAUCUUUAUAAGCCAUUUGCUUAAGUUAUAAGUGUAAAUCAAAAAAAUUUUAAGGUGAUAUAUAGAAAAGUUAGACAAAAGUCACAUUUUCAGAAGUAACUGAUAUUUACCAAAAUAUCAGUUUUGUGUAAAAUAAUAUGUACAGAUGGAUGAUGUGGGAUUCCCCUCUGUAUGCUGUGAAUAUGUUUUAUUGCCAUUGGUUAAUAAAGAAACUGCUUUUGGCCAGUGGCUUAACAGAGCAAAGCCAGGUGGGAAAUCCAAACAGAGAUGGAGAGAGAGAGGAGGCAGAGUCAGAGAGAAGCCAUGUAGCUGCUGCAGGAGACAGAUGCUGGACACCAGACAGAACCUUACCCAUAUUCCACAAUUACAUGGCAAUAUACAGACUAAUAGAAAUGUGUUCAUUUAAGAUGUAAAAGCUAUCUAGAAAUAUGCAUAAACUAAUAGGCUAAGCAGUGUUUUAAUACAGUUUCUGUGUGAUUAUUUCAGGUCUGGGUGGCUGGGAAACAAAUGAGCAGUUUCUGUCUACAGAUGAAUGAAUGAAUGAAUGAAUAAUUUAAUUGAUUGUUCUAUAUAUUGCACAUUAUGUUAUUAUUUCAUUAAAUCCAACAACUUAAUGUUAAAGAAUUUCUGUAGCAAAAUAUGCAUUAACACAACCCACAUAUGUGUACAAGUUUCUUGAAAUUAUUGUAAAAAUUUUUACAUUGGUGUUUUCUUAUUUUAAAUUUGUCUUCCCUUUUUUGCUGAUUUUGUUUUCAGAUGGGCUAUCAGUAGCCUAGGAUGCCCUCAAACUUGAGAGAUAGCCAAGGAGAACCUUGAACUUUUGUGAUCCUCCUGCCUCUACCUUCUGGGUGCUUGGAUGACUGGUGUGUACUAUUGUACCUGGUUUUGUGUAGUUCUGGGGUUAGGACUUAGGAUCUUUUGCGUGGUAGGCAAGCAUAUAAUUAAAUUACAUACCUGUCCUAUUAUGGCCUUCUCAAGAUCUUGAUUCAGAAAGACCCUUUAAUUUUUUUGUUUAUUUAUUUAUUUGGUUUUUUGAGACAGGGUUUCUCUGUGUAACCCUGUCUGUCUUGGAACUGACUCUGUAGAUCAGGCUGGUCUCAAACUCAGAGAUCCACCUGCCUCUGCCUCCCAAGAUCUGGGAUUAAAGGCGUGUGCCACCACACCCAGCAACCCUCUUUUUCUUAUGACCUUUAUUGUCUUUCAGAGUGAAAAAAAGCCACAUUCCCCACACAGUCACC
Alexandromys fortis (reed vole) is the source of this 3234-nucleotide messenger RNA. Its product is annotated as Fc receptor-like protein 2. The record is from RefSeq and is a predicted model, not a curated record. NCBI's taxonomy places the organism in Eukaryota, Metazoa, Chordata, Mammalia, Rodentia, Cricetidae. The transcript has 8 exons. Gene Ontology annotation, cellular component: plasma membrane. Gene Ontology annotation, biological process: cell surface receptor signaling pathway. Gene Ontology annotation, molecular function: transmembrane signaling receptor activity.